AUGGGAACAUCAUACGCAGGCGAAGCGAAACCUGACCAAGAUGUUAGAGUAUGGAUGGAUGGAUGUUACGAUAUGGUUCAUUUCGGUCAUGCGAAUGCUUGUCGUCAAGCUAAACAAAUGGGUGGAUAUUUAGUCGUUGGAGUACACUCAGAUGAGGAAAUUACCAAGCACAAAGGUCCACCAGUAUUCAACGAACAGGAGAGAUACAAAAUGGUCCGUGCAAUAAAAUGGGUUGAUCAAGUCGUCGAAAAUGCACCGUAUGUGACAACGCUUGAAACGUUAGAAGAAUACAACUGUGCAUUCUGCGUACAUGGAGAUGAUAUCACGGUAACUGCUGAUGGUGUCGAUACAUAUCAUAUUGUCAAAACAGCCGGUCGAUAUCGAGAGUGUAAACGUACACAAGGAAUAUCAACCACGGAUCUUGUCGGAAGAAUGUUAUUGGUGACAAAAUCACAUCAUGAACCUGAUGAUAUGUUACCUGAUCGGGAAAACACACGACGUAUGAGCUUAUGUAAAGAAAGUGUUAGUCCAUGGACUGGCGCAUCACAAUUUUUGGCAACGACCAAUAAAAUCAUUCAAUUUUCAAACGGACGAGAAGCUAAAGCUACUGAUAAAAUAGUUUAUACUGCUGGUGCUUUCGACUUAUUCCAUGUUGGUCAUGUUGACUUCUUGGAAAAAGCCAAAUCAUACGGCGAUUAUCUUAUCGUUGGUUUACAUUCCGAUAAAGUUGUUAAUCGAUAUAAAGGCAGUAAUCAUCCGAUUAUGAACAUUCACGAGCGUGUUCUAAGUGUACUAGCAUGUCGGUAUGUCGAUGAAGUGGUCAUCGGUGCGCCUUACUCAGUCACUAUGGAAUUAAUGAAUCACUUCAAAGUUUCCAUUGUUAUACAUGGUCAAACGCCUUGUGAUUCAGAUGUCGACGGGCGUGAUCCAUAUGAAGUACCUAAAGGUCUCGGCAAAUUCCAGCAAAUCGACAGUGGAAAUUCAUUGACAACGCAAGAUAUUAUUACACGUAUUAUCGAUAAUCGUUUGACAUACGAGAAACGCAAUAAGAAGAAAGAAGCCAAAGAAGCAGCUGCUUAUGAUGCAUUUCAAAAACUAAAAAAUGAAAAUCGCCAUGAAUCAGCAGCUGUUAACAUCGAACAGGAUCAAUUGGCAAAGAAAGACUAG
Messenger RNA from Adineta ricciae, 1167 nucleotides. The record is from the annotation of a GenBank genome assembly. Lineage: Eukaryota; Metazoa; Rotifera; Eurotatoria; Adinetida; Adinetidae.